Molecule: messenger RNA, 1731 nt
Organism: Metarhizium robertsii ARSEF 23
Lineage: Eukaryota; Fungi; Ascomycota; Sordariomycetes; Hypocreales; Clavicipitaceae
Product: solute carrier family 35 member C2
Exons: 3
Coding region: 1-1731 (576 amino acids)
Biological process (GO): UDP-glucose transmembrane transport
Cellular component (GO): endoplasmic reticulum-Golgi intermediate compartment; cis-Golgi network; Golgi apparatus
Molecular function (GO): antiporter activity
Source: RefSeq, a predicted model, not a curated record
AUGGCCCUAGACCCAUCAUCUCCCUCCUCCCAUACUACCCUCUCCCCUUCCUCUCCCCUGGCUGCGUUCGACGCAGUACAGUCACCAAUUUCUCCCAGCAGUGCUUCACAAUUCGAUCCUCGACUCGAGUUCUCUGGCGCCAUCGCCCCUGCCCCGACCAAUCCUUCUACUUCUCGACAAGCAGUCGGCUCAGGCUCUGCCGGCAACGAUAUCGAGAUGGAACCAAUUCCGGGUCAUCGGCGGCGGAAGAGCAGUCUCAUGAACCCAGUUGGUGGUCACAGUCUCUCUGGUGUGCCUGCUCCUGGCCGGCCAAGUUAUUCCCAAAGCUCCCGUAACAACGCCCCUACGUCUUCUAGCCUGCAAGAGGGCUCAAAGGAACAUCUCGAUGUUCCUGGUCGAAGUACUGGGGAGUCUGGCUCCAAGGACGACUCCGGGAGAGACAGUUUCAGUGACGAGGAUUUGCACGACGAUGAGGAAAUGGGGUUGACGAGAAAGGAUAAAUCGCGGAAGCAAAAGAAACGGAGGAGGAAUACAUUGCUAGAUAAUCGAAUUGCGCGCGAGAAGCAUCUUUCCGACGACGAGCGCAAGGAAGCAGAUCGCAAUGUCGUCAGGAGCCUGUUCAUCAAUGGGGUUUUGAUCCUGUUGUGGUACUUCUUUUCGCUCUCCAUUUCACUAUUUGUCUUGUCAGGCUUGGUCUUGACAUUCGUGCCCUCACUACGGCCAAAAGCAGCGCACAACUCUGACGGCGGCCGAUCCAGGCAUGAGUCUGAGCCUCAGGGAUCCGUCAUGUCCAAAAUGUUUUAUUUUACCCGUAUUGGCCCGUGUGGUGCCGCUACUAGUCUAGAUAUCGGACUGGGAAAUACGUCACUCAAGUUUAUCAGCUUGACAUUUUACAUACUAGCCAUGUGCAAAUCUUCAUCCCUUGCUUUUGUCCUGCUCUUCGCCUUCGUAUUCCGUCUCGAAACGCCGACUUGGCGCCUUGUUGCCAUCAUCGCAACGAUGACGUUUGGUGUCAUUCUUAUGGUGUUUGGGGAGGUCGAAUUCAAGUUUGGAGGCUUCUUCCUCGUCAUCUCCGCAGCAUUCUUUUCAGGGCUGCGGUGGGCUCUUACGCAGAUCCUGCUUCUACGCAACCCAGCCACCUCCAAUCCCUUUUCGAGCAUCUUCUUUCUCUCUCCCGUCAUGUUUGUCGUUCUCUUCUCCCUGGCUAUUCCGGUUGAGGGUUUCGGGCCGUUGUGGGAUGGCCUCAAGGCCCUCAACGCGGAAUGGGGUGUCUGGACACCACUUUUCCUAUUGUUCCCAGGUUGCAUUGCGUUCCUCAUGAUUGCAUCCGAAUUUGCGCUUCUUCAACGAACAUCCGUCGUCACCUUGUCUAUUGCAGGCAUUUUCAAGGAAGUCGUAACCAUCUCCGCCGCGUCCAUUGUUUUUGACGACAAGCUCACGCCCAUCAACGUCAUCGGUCUCCUAGUCACAAUGGCCGCUAUUGGCGCCUACAAUUAUGUCAAGAUCACCAAGAUGCGCCAAGAGGCACAAAUUGAAGUCCAUGAACGCCAUGUGGGCGUGCACCCAACAACUCCAAUCAGUCACAGCGGAAGUGGCAGCGACAUGGACAAUGAUGAAUCGGCCGCAGAGACCGCAGGUCUAUUACAACGGACUGACGAGCAGGAACAGGGGAUUGUCACAGUGGAUGGUGACGUGCAACCGGGCCUGCCUCGACCAUCAAACGUGCAAUGA